Cheilinus undulatus (humphead wrasse) is the source of this 1019-nucleotide messenger RNA. RefSeq names its product methyltransferase-like protein 27. The record is from RefSeq and is a predicted model, not a curated record. The transcript is spliced from 8 exons. Bases 1 to 963 code for a protein of 320 amino acids. NCBI's taxonomy places the organism in Eukaryota, Metazoa, Chordata, Actinopteri, Labriformes, Labridae. Gene Ontology annotation, molecular function: S-adenosylmethionine-dependent methyltransferase activity.
AUGACCAUAGACCCCGAGACUCCUUCACCUGAGGCAGAGACCCACUCCCCACCCAAACUUGCUUACUACAAGUUUCAAAAGCUGACCAGAGACAAGCCAGAGUGUCAGAAGCUUGCAAGGAGUUGGGCCAACUUUCAGUCGGAUCGGGCGUCGUUUGUCGCGCUGUGUACAGUGGGAUACAAUGACCAACCACGGCCCGACUACGACCCCAUGACCUGCUCCCGACUGGUCAUGAGGAUUACUGGUUUGAAGCUCAGCAUGUCGAACUGCAGGAAAAAGGUGGACGCAUUUAAGGAAAUCCUUUAUUCAUACACCGGAGCUGAUACGCUGCAGAUCAGAGACUUCUACGACUCGUGGUGUGAGAACUAUGAAGAGGAUUUUGGGAUGCUGGACUUCAUGGCUCCUAAGCUGGGGGCCGAUUCUGUGGAUGAAAACUUCUCUGGGAACCGUGAGGACGCUCAGGUGCUGGAUGUCGCCUGUGGAACUGGACUGGUUGCCAAACUGUUGACUAAAGCGGGCUUCAAGAACAUCACAGGCGUGGACGGCAGUAAAGGAAUGCUGGAGCUAGCUGCUAAGACCGGCCUCUACAAAGACCUGAAACAGGUUUUACUGGGAACACAACCACUGCCUGUACAGAGCGGAGCAUUUGAUGUGGUGGUCCUGGUUGGUGCUCUGGGUCCUGGUUUUAUCCCGGUCAGUGCUAUCAAGGAGCUCUGCCAUGCCGCUAAACCAGGAGGGUUGGUGUGCCUUGUGAAAGGUGAACACCGAGGAGACGAGAAUGACAGAUUCAACCGUGAGUUACGCUCAGAGCUGCAGCGAUUGGAGGAUGAGGGGCUGUGGAGUCAGCUGAGAAUCAAAUUUGUGGACAGGUACAUGAAAGACACACACCCAGACAAUCGUGGAGACCAGCAGAGGGAGCAGUUUAUCCCUGGUACAGUUUAUCUAUACAAGAAGUCCAUCUAAUCCAGGGGUGCCCAAACGCUGCUGUAGUUUUUAGUUUCAUCACUCAGCAGUGCUGA